Messenger RNA from Vigna angularis (adzuki bean), 1403 nucleotides. RefSeq names its product septum site-determining protein minD homolog, chloroplastic. Gene Ontology annotation, molecular function: ATP binding; ATP hydrolysis activity. Lineage: Eukaryota; Viridiplantae; Streptophyta; Magnoliopsida; Fabales; Fabaceae. The record is from RefSeq and is a predicted model, not a curated record. Gene Ontology annotation, cellular component: cytosol; cytoplasmic side of plasma membrane. Bases 210 to 1160 code for a protein of 316 amino acids. Gene Ontology annotation, biological process: negative regulation of cell division. The transcript has a single exon.
AUACAAUACAAAUCACUUAUGGGGACUUUCACAUUUUUCAAAACAUUGCAAACUAAAACAGAAGAAGCAAAGAUAGAAAGAAAAGUAACCCCAAACUGAUAGCAUCAAGCUCCUCCUCAUCCUCCAUUUCUCACUCACUCACACUCACUGUGAUUUUCUUCUUCUUCUUCUUCUUCUUCUUCAUCUUCUUCUUCUUUAUCUUCUUCCCAAUGCCACCACUCCACAUUCUCCCCGGCGCCACCCUCUUCCCCAACCCCCUCCUCCGCCACCCGUCCAAAACCCUAAUCCCCAAACCCCGCCCCCCCUCCGCCCUCCUCCAGUGGAACCGUAAGCCUGAGCUCUCGGGCACCACCCCGCGCGUCACCGUCAUCACCUCAGGCAAGGGCGGUGUGGGAAAGACCACCACCACGGCUAACAUUGGCCUCUCCCUAGCCCGCUUCGGCUUCUCCGUGGUGGCCAUUGACGCCGACGUGGGCCUCCGCAACCUCGACCUACUCCUCGGCCUCGAGAAUCGCGUCAACUACACCGUCAUCGAGGUUCUCAACGGCGACUGUCGCUUAGACCAAGCCCUAGUUCGCGACAAGCGCUGGUCCAAUUUCGAACUCCUCUGUAUCUCCAAGCCCCGCUCCAAGCUACCCCUCGGCUUCGGCGGCAAGGCCCUCACGUGGCUCGUUGACGCGCUCAAGGCGCGUCCAGGCGGCUCCCCCGACUUCAUCCUCAUCGAUUGCCCCGCCGGCAUAGACGCCGGCUUCAUCACCGCCAUCACGCCCGCCAACGAGGCUGUCCUCAUCACCACGCCCGACAUCACGAGCCUCCGCGACGCCGACCGCGUCACCGGCCUCCUCGAGUGCGAUGGCAUCAGGGACAUCAAGAUGGUUGUGAACCGGGUUCGCACCGAUAUGAUUAAGGGCGAGGACAUGAUGUCGGUGUUGGAUGUGCAAGAGAUGCUGGGGUUGCCUCUUCUUGGGGUUAUACCUGAGGACAGUGAGGUUAUCAGGAGCACCAAUAGAGGAUACCCUCUUGUGCUCAACAAGCCUCCAACUUUGGCUGGCUUGGCCUUUGAGCAAGCAGCGUGGAGGCUCGUGGAGCAGGAUAGCAUGCAGGCCGUGGUGGUGGAGGAGCAACCUAAACGUGGGUUCUUCUCCUUUUUUGGUGGGUAGGAUUCUUUUUUUUAUUUUGUGGUGUUUAGGGUGUAUAGUUAGGUAGUCGAGAUUAUUUGUUUUUGCUUAAAUGAUCGGUUGAGUAUGAGUAAAUCUGUUUUAUUGGUGUCUAUAGAGAACGGAAUUUGAGGUUUUUUUUUUCUAUAUUUCCUUAUGCUGUUGAUGGAUUAAUGAGAGUUCGUCUGACCAAAUUGAGUGUUGGGAUGUUGGAGCUCUAAUGCAAUGAACAUUUUUUUGCUUUGU